UCUCUAUGGCCGCCGGUGGAGCGCCGCUCUAGGCCGCGACGCUCCAUCGCACAAGGCAUCACUCAUGUGCAGUGGAAGUCACCAGCUGGGGCUACGUUGACACUGGGAUGCAACUGGAGAAACUAGCGUGAAAGCCAGCCUUGGUGGAGGUCUGUCGCUCCCGCGGCAAAAGUUCUAGCAUUAAUUGAUGAGCUCAGAAGAAAUCCAUAUGCAGCAGAGGAAACACGAGAAGACUUCGACUGCUGUUGCUGUAGUGACUAUCUGAGGAUGAAGGAGGAUGUGUCUGACUGUUGGAGGAAUCAGCCCCUCCCUGGAGAAGGAAACAGGACUUACACGAAAGAACAACUGCUUGGGGUUCAAAGAAUAAAGCGGUGUAAGAAUUAUUAUGAGAUUCUAGGCAUUGAGAGCAAUGCCACAGACGAGGAAGUGAAGAAAGCGUACCGAAAGCUGGCCCUUAAAUUUCACCCCGACAAAAAUUGUGCUCCUGGAGCAACGGAAGCAUUUAAAGCAAUAGGCACUGCUUUUGCGAUUCUGAGCAACCCUGAGAAAAGACUGCAGUAUGAUCUGUUUGGGGAUGAAGAAGAGCCCGUGUAUAGCAACCUGCCCAAACACUACAAUUAUUAUAGGGAGUUUGAAGCAGACAUCACACCAGAAGAAAUAUUUAAUAUGUUCUUUGGUGGUCACUUUCCAACAGGAAAUGUGCACAUGUUUUCAAAUGUGUCGGCGGAUCCUCCCUGUUACCCGUCCCGGACCAGAAAUGAAAGGACCUGGACACAGGAGGAAGAGGAGGAAGAAAGCCAGCCGCAGAAUACCUAUUCGGCAUUCGUUCAGUUACUGCCAGUAUUUAUUAUAAUAAUUGUGUCAGUAGUAACUCAGCUGAUGGCUACUAACCCACCUUACAGCCUGUUCUUCAAAUCGACGGUAGGACACACUUUUGUUAGAGAAACACAGAACUUUCAGGUGCCUUACUAUGUUGACAAACAUUUUGAACAUAACUAUAAUGGAGAAGCUCUUGAGCUGCUUGAAAAACAAAUUGAAAAAGAAUAUAUCGACUAUGUCCAGACAAACUGCAGGAAAGAAAAGCAGCAAAAAUCGGAGUUGUCUAAUAUGGCCACAUUAUACCGAGAUGAGCGGCUGAAGCAGAAGGCAGAAUCCCUAACCCUUGAGAACUGUGAAAAGCUUUCCAAUAUCAUAGAAAUACAAAGGAGUCGCUGACAGGCAAGAGCUUGGCCGUCCUGCCGAGUCAUGGAUGCUGCCAGUGGGAAGUUCCAACUUAGUUCUGUUUUUUUUCCUUUUUUACAACCAAGAGGAGAAAAAAAAAGCAUAGACUUGGCACUUGGUCCCUUCGUCGUGUGUGAUCUGUGCCGUAUAUAGGCAACGAUUGCUCAAUUAAAUACUAGAUGUUCGGUUCCGAGGGAGAUUUAAUUAUGCUCGACAGCAGUCGUCAUUUGAUCAUUUCAGCCGUUCAAGCACCGCCCAGAUACUUCCCAGGAACAACAACUGCUCUUCUGGCUGUUUUUGCCACUCCGUAUUAGAUCAGUUAACUUGCUUGACAUUUCACAUUGUCAUUUUUCCCUUCGUUUGGAGCCGCUCUUCUGCCUGGUUGACGACAAACGCUUAGCUGGGGCACCAUUUUAUUUAUUUAUUUAUAAAUGUAUCUGUUUAAUGGUUUGUCUAUUUAUUUAUCUAUUUAUUUAUUGGGUGCAUUUCGACCCUGCCUUUCUUCCGUUAUGGAACGCAAGGCAUCUCACAUACCGUUCCCAUCCGAGCAGAGCCGUAUCUGUUCCGCUUCAACGAGACUGCAUCGUUACGAAGCCCACGAGCCGGCUGUAAUACGUUUAGAUCCAGUUCGGAUAUUCAUUCCUGCUCUUUGCAACAAAGCUGGAAGGAAGGGCACUCAAGGAGGGGCGCCCCCCCCCCCCCAUACAUUGGAAGUCAGCGAACCAGGACUUUUGAUUGACAGGACCACUUGGAAGAACAAAAACGCGCUAAAGCUGGAAAAAAGGGUGUCAGUGUUCGUUUAUCAUUCUGCCUGUAGUCAUAUUCUUAUUGUGAAGUGUUAAUAAGAAUGCCUGUGGUGUGUUCUUAGCUUUGAAAAGAGCCUGUUUCCGAACCGUAGAGCCAUAUCCCCUAUUGUUUAGCUGUUGCAUUAGUAUAUUGGUUUGCCUGUGGAAAUCAGAGGCAAGGCCGCAAUUCCUUCUAAGCCUCAGUGUUGGGGUGUCAGGCAAAGUCUUUUGAAGCUGGAAUGGGUGGAAGCCAUCCCCGGACAGGAAAGAAUUAGCUUCAGUUGGUUUCCUGUAAACAUCAGUAUUGACUUUCCUUCGCUGCUUUUUAAUAAUUACAUUGAGAAAAUCAUCCUUGGGUUCAUUAGAGGACAUGUCAAAUGCAGAAGUUGUAUGAAUGGUAUUAAUGAACUGACCUCUGAACUGACUCUGAACUUUCAGAGGUCAUGAAGAGAUCAUCCAAAAAUCUCUUUAUGUUGCCACAGGAGGUGGUGAUGGCCGCAAACCUGGAUAGCUUUAAAAGGGGUUUGGCUAGAUUUAUGGAGGAGAAGUCGAUCUUUGGCUACCAAUCUUGAUC
Molecule: messenger RNA, 2580 nt
Organism: Sphaerodactylus townsendi
Lineage: Eukaryota; Metazoa; Chordata; Lepidosauria; Squamata; Sphaerodactylidae
Gene: DNAJC18
Product: DnaJ heat shock protein family (Hsp40) member C18
Exons: 8
Coding region: 268-1215 (315 amino acids)
Biological process (GO): cellular response to misfolded protein
Cellular component (GO): endoplasmic reticulum membrane
Molecular function (GO): Hsp70 protein binding
Source: RefSeq, a predicted model, not a curated record